This is a messenger RNA of Tarenaya hassleriana, 1222 nucleotides long. Its product is annotated as epoxide hydrolase 4. Lineage: Eukaryota; Viridiplantae; Streptophyta; Magnoliopsida; Brassicales; Cleomaceae. Gene Ontology annotation, molecular function: catalytic activity. The record is from RefSeq and is a predicted model, not a curated record.
AAACUUAUAUCUCUCUAUAAAAAAAAAAAAAAAAAAAAAAAACAAAACAGGGAGAAGAACACAAUGGUGAACUUGGUCGCAGCCCAAAAGCCAUUGUUGUACGGUCUCAUGAAAAUGGCCGGUGUCGUUCCCUACACCCCCUACACCGUAGAGAUCGAACCAGGAACCAAAAUGAAUUUCUGGGUCCCUAAACAAACUGUCAAAAAACCGAAAAAAUCCGACAAAACCGGCGUCACGAAACUGGAAAAACCGGCUAAACCGGCCGUACUACUCAUCCACGGUUUCGCCGCCGAGGGCAUCGUGACGUGGCAGUUCCAGGUGGGUUCGUUAUCCAAGAAGUACUCGAUUUACAUACCGGACCUACUCUUCUUCGGUGGGUCCUACUCCGACAACCCGGACCGGUCACCGGCGUUUCAAGCGGAGUGUUUGGUCAAGGCUUUGGGUGUUCUCGGCGUGGAUAAGUUUGUCCUCGUCGGGUUUAGCUACGGUGGCAUGGUGGCGUUCAAGAUCGCGGAGAUGUAUCCAGAUAUGGUUCGAGCCAUGGUCGUGUCCGGUUCGAUAUUGGCGAUGACCGACACGAUCAGUGAGUCGAACCUAAACCGGUUAGGGUUUUCUUCGUCGACGGAUCUUCUCUUACCGACUUCGGUUAAGGGGCUUAGGGCACUUUUCACAAUGGCUGUGCAUAGACCCGUUUGGUUCCCGAGUUGCCUCUUUAAGGACUAUCUUGAGGUAAUGUUCACCAAUAGAAAGGAAAGAGCCGAGCUCUUGGACGCUUUGGUGAUCAGCAACAAGGACGCCACCAUUCCCCGUUUCCCACAGAGAAUACAUCUAUUGUGGGGCGAAGGUGACAAGAUUUUUAAUCUCGAAGUCGCCAAAAAUAUGAGAGAACAGCUUGGAGAGAAGGCAACGAUGGAGAGUAUAAAGAAAGCAGGCCACUUGGUCCACCUGGAGAGACCUUGCGUCUACAAUCGGCAUCUCAAUAAAUUCCUUGCCUCUGUUCCCUCUGAAAACAAGACCGUCCAAUAAAAUUAUAAUAUUAUAAGUUAUAAUAAUCCAUCGAAAUACAUUAUUAUUAUUAUUAUUAAUAUAUUCAAUAUCGGAUCAUAUAAUAAGCUGGCGUACCUUGUUCGUUUGCCUCUGUGUUUUCCUAUGAUUAAAAAAAGAUGUUAUCCAAAAUAAAUACGAUUUUAAAAUUGAUUGGAUAGCAUAGUGUCCAAAUUAA